CAGAUUCACCAACCUCAUUCUACAACUUCUUCCGCUUCACGCAGACAACUAUCUACCCAAGCCUCCAGAUACUAACCAUGAACGCCAAGACAAUCCUCGGCGUCGCCGUCGCUACCUUCGUUGGAUCAGCCGCUGCCUCCAGCUCCUCCAGCUCCGACACCUGCUCGUCGUCGCAGCAAACGUCCGCAUACACGACGCUGGCCAGCCUACUGACUCUGGACUCGUUCCAAGGAUGCGUCGAUGACUCGGGCUAUAGUCUCCUAUAUUCGACUUCGCUGCCCACGGACGCCGAGUACGCUCUUAUGUGCGCGUCGACAAACUGCCAAUCUCUCAUCGAGUCUAUCAUUUCGCUGAGUCCGCCAGACUGCACCCUGACUGUGCCCACGAGCGGUCUGGAGGUGAAUGUGUAUGAGUUGGCCAACGGUUUCUCCAGCGUGUGCUCUUCCCUGUCGAGCGAUUCGUCCGCCAGCACGACGUCGACGACGUCGACUUCCACUAGCACCACGGCGUCGACGACUUCAACCACGGCACCUACGACGUCGGCUAUCACCUCGACGGCCGCUUCGAGCACCAACGACGCCACCACCGCGGCUUCGACGAACUCAACAGAGGUAGCAACGACGUCGACCAGCUCGGACUCGACCACCGCCACCACGACGGCCACGGCCUGCUGAUGGACAACGUUCUCGUUCAUAUCAUCUGACACAAGAACUUCAGCUUUUCCAGCAAUGCUUCAGUAAUUUUGUCGGACGUAUGUUUGCUAGCAUUAUCGCAAUCGGCAUUGCUAGAAUAUACACGAAAAUGUCUAGCUGCAUUGUAGCGUUUGUUGCGAUGUUAUGUCGUUUUUCGGCGUCGUAUCGGAAUCCGUUAAUUCACCACGCAGAGAAGUAAUUUAUGAUCCUGGCCGAAAGCAAUGGUAAGCUUACGCGUAAACAACGGC
Molecule: messenger RNA, 940 nt
Organism: Phytophthora nicotianae INRA-310
Lineage: Eukaryota; Oomycota; Peronosporomycetes; Peronosporales; Peronosporaceae
Exons: 1
Coding region: 78-674 (198 amino acids)
Cellular component (GO): extracellular region
Source: RefSeq, a predicted model, not a curated record